ACCAUUCCCCUGAGGCGGCAGCCGCGGCCCAGGCGCCGCCCCGCGGCUGAGGGGCGCCCCGGCAGCGCCCGCUCUAUCCUCCUGCGCCCGGCUACAGCCGCUGCGGUACCCGGACGCGAGGGAUCCUUUGCAUAUUUUACAGUUAAAGACCGACUACCCCAGAUCCUCACAAAAGUUAUUGACACUCUGCAUCGACACAAAAAUGAGUUCUUUGAAGAACAUGGUGAGGGUGUUGAAGCAGAGAAGAGAGCUAUAUCCUUCCUUUCCAAAUUACGGAAUGAACUGCAAACAGACAAACCUGUGACUCCCCUAGAAGAUGAGCUGCCCGAUGCUGCCCUGUGGAACCAAUACCUAGACUACCAACGUAAUUUAUCUAAUGGAAAUGGAGAACCAAGUUGGUUUCAGUCCCCUUGGUUAUUUGUAGAGUGUUACAUGUAUCGAAGAAUUCAUGCAGCAUUAGCACAGAACCCACCCAUUGGCAGCUUUGACGUAUUUAAGGAAGGAAAGGCUCAAAAUUUCUUUGAAUCCCAAGAGGCUAUUAUUGCUUUAUGCACUUACUUUCAGGAACUUCUUAAAAACAUCCAGGAUUUAGAUGAAAAGCAACUUCAGGGGGAACUUUUUAAGCUACUGCAGGUGUCACUGUGGGGCAAUAAGUGUGACCUCUCUUUUUCAGCUGGUGAGGGAAGCUCUCAGAAAUCUAGUCCUUUACAAUGCCUGGAAGACAUGGUACCUUACAUCAUAGUGAAUGAUAUGGAAAGACUUUGGUCACUACUUAUAAAUGCCAAAAAAAGGAAUACAGAUAAGUGUAAUGUUAGAGUUGAUAUAAUCUUGGAUAAUGCUGGAUUUGAACUUGUAAGUGAUCUUGUGUUGACUGACUUCUUGUUAUCAUCAAAGCUAGCUGAUGAAGUCCAUUUCCAUGGAAAAAGUAUUCCGUGGUAUGUGUCAGAUACAACAAAGAAUGAUUUUAACUGGACUAUUAAACAGCUCCAGUCAGCUAAUCAUAUGUGGAUGUCUAGGUGUGGGAUAAACUGGGAGGGCAACUUGAAAAAGGGCGUUUGGGUUUACCAUGAUCACAUGUUUUGGACUUUGCCACAUGUCUAUUCCAGCAUGGCUGAGGUUGCUCCUGAUUUGUAUGCUGAUCUACAGAAGUCAAACUUACUUCUUUUUAAAGGUGAUCUAAACUACAGAAAGUUAACAGGUGAUAGAAAAUGGGAGUAUACUGUUCCAUUUCAUCAGGCCUUGAACAAGUUUCAUCCUGCACCUCUCUGUAGUUUAAGAACACUGAAAUCUGACACUCAGGUUGGCCUGAAGCCUGGGCAAGGUGAACAAAUCCAGGCUUCUGAGCCGGAAUGGAUGGUAAGUGGCAAAUAUGGGAUAGUUCAGUUUGAUGCUACUCCCUGAUUCCAAUUAAAUGGUUCCAGAAAUUCUAACAGCUAGUUGUAGAAGAGUUGUGACUGUUUUCUCUGUUUGGCUUAAGCAAUGAUUUCUUGUUUGCACAUUUUUUUCUGAAUAAUUUGUUGUUCCUUAGGACUUUGACGUUCCAUAAAAUUUUCUGAGCUGUCUUUGUAUACAUAAAUUGUUCUGCAUUUCAGUAUAUACUUUUUUUUUCUAAUGUCAGUGGCUGAUGUCUAAGAUGAAUAUUUGGUUGUCUAUUAUUUUUUCCCCCCUCAUCUGUGGGUAUGAGAGUUUAUGCCUAAGAAGUGAAAAAUCUACUUCAGAAACCAUUUCCUUUAUCACAUCUUAGCAUGUACUUACUUAGUUCAGGAUAAUUUGUUCUUUAUGUGCCAUGCAUUGCAUGAAAGUUAAUAUUUUAGCAACUACGUAAAUAAAUUCUUUUGAAUGUGGUCAUUGCAGGAUCAUAUUUUAAAACUGUUUGAAAGAGUUUUCUUGUACCUAGACUUUAUCACAUAAAUUACUUUUUACAUGUUACUUGUGUCAAAUCACUUUCAGUGUUUUUAAAUAGUUAUCUUUACUUGAAUAUAGUUAGCACUGUAUUAAGAUAAACGUUUUUAGUAAAUGUUGAUUUAGAAUUUGAAAACUGAAUAUAAAUUUUUGAUUUUUAGAGUAUGAAUGAAUGUUGCUAUUUAUUUUGUUGGUAAGACUGAAGUUAUCCUAUCUGAUAAGAAAAUCAGUAGGAAGAAGGACAAUUUCAUUUAAGGAGUAUGGAAGGUAUUGUUUAUUUAAGGGUCUCUACCAAAAACAAUAAGAAAAACAAACAAACACACAAGCUUGAAUUGAAGGUGGCCUUCACGUUAGUGAUUGUGGUUGAAGCAUUUUUGCCUCUUUCAACUUAUAUAUAUUUUAGGAUACCACAAUUUAUAUUGGGGAAAUGCAGCCCCAGUUGCACUGAGAAGUACAGUAUAUGUUAGAGAUAUAUACCAUACAGGUUGCUGCUUGUUGGAGUUACAUCUCGCUUUCUUCUCUUCUACUCCAGCGUCAGGUUACCUCACACUGAAACUGGGUAGGAAUUCAGUAAUAUUUUGUGAUUUUUAUUUUUUCUUUUUAUUUUUUGCCCAGAAUGUAAGGAAAGGAGAAAGACUUCAGUAACUUCUAAAAAAAGAAUUAAAAAUGGAUUCUCUCAAGUCUUAAAGUAUUGCUGGAAUUAGGGCCUUUUAUAGAAGAGCUGCAGGUUUGUUAGGAAAUGGUGGUAAAAUUACCCUUAGAGUCUGUCUUUUUGUUUCUGAUGUUGUCCAGGGCUUCUAACAGCAGAACUUGUCCCUGGUAACCAAGGACUUUAUGUUAUUGAGAGGAAGAGUAGUUGAUAGGUAGAGAAUCUUCCCCUUCUGUUUUAUAGAUACAAUGAAAUCUUGUACAGCGAAUUGGAGGACACAGAAAUGUCUUUAUUUGACUACAUUCUGGAAUGCUUUGGCAAGAGAAUUAGAAUGACUCUGUGGUGGAAGUUGGAUUAAAAGAAAUUUCUGCACUCAUGGUCAAACUAAGACAAGGGUAAACUUUAGUAGGUCUAAAGAAGUUGGAGAGGGAAGAUGGAAUAUUUUGUAGCUCUUCUGGGCUUUGAAAUGAAACUGGAAUCCCCUUCUGCUAAGUGAAAUUGCUGGCAAAGUAUGCCUCAUUUAUCAUUCUAAAAUGGAGAGAAUCAGUUGCUGCUACAAGAGACUGUGUUCAUAUAAUAAAGAUCUAUAUGUAGUUGAAUAUUCUCCAGUUACUCAUGACUUUGAUUAUUUGUGUUUGUGUUCUUCUUUCUUCUGACAUCUGAAAGUAUAGUAAUAUAUUUUAAAGUUGCAAGGUAAAAUAUUCAAGAACUAAGAUGCUAGGAUUUUCUUGAGGCAAUGUGAUAUUGGAGGUGGGGCUCUAGUUUUGAGAGGUGGGCUUAGUGCUGUCAUCUCCCUUGUGCCACUGGCUUAGGACUCUUAGAAGAUGAAUUCGUGUUCAUCAUAAGUCACUUGAUUAGAAUGUGUAAGUCAGAAAUCCAGUUAAGAGAGCUGAAAGUCAGAUAGCUCAUCUUUGUCUGGAGGGAGCUCAAGGAGGCUCCAGCCUUGAUAAAACAUAUAAAUGUAGUGAUGAGUCUGAGCACUGGAGCCUCAGUUUCUCAUCUUUGAGGAUGCUGUUAACUUAUUUCAAAUGCACUUUGAAGCAACAGCUUUGGGUCAGGAGCACAUACAAAGGUGGAUGUUGUGGAAUAUGUGCAAUAAAAACUUUCUGCCUUGUCCAAAAUAAUGGAAAGAACAUGAUUUUUUUUUUUGUGUGCAGAUUACUUGUACAGUGCUCACUUAAACUGCUGAACAGAUUGAAAAGCGUGUAAUGAAGAAGAAGAAAAAAAGAUUGUUUCAUUCUUAAGGCAAUCCUUUGCUUAAGAGGCGAAUCUAUUCCCAGUCUUUGCAGGUGCUGAGUAACUUGCUUGCAUUUUUAUCUGGCUAUUAAUCUGUCUCUAUGUUCCCAAGUUGGCUCUUUAUUUCUGGGAACUCAAUGCAACAAGUACUCUGAAGUUGUGAUAAAUAGUCCUACAAAUUCUAAACCACUUAGGAAAUGCAUCAGUAGUUGCACAGUAGUACUGAGUCUUCUUGUUGGAGGCUGUUGUGUUGAUGUUUGUGGGGAAGCAGGAUUGCCUGAGUAUUGUAAGACAUGUAGAUCUUAGAUUAGCACUUGUAAUGUAAUGUAAGGCAUGAAACCACACUGAGGAUAGAGGGGGGGGAAAAAAGUUAAUUUUUCCAAUUCAACCUAAAUAAAGUGAGCAUAUAUUUAACCCCUCACAAAGAGAAGUCUGGAAAUUUACAUGCAACAAUUAUAUAAAGAAUGCACAGCCAUAUCUUCCAAAUUGCUUAACUUCCUAUAGCUGUAACUGCAAAGUGCCAUUUAUAGACAUAAUUUAGUAUGCAUCAUACCUUUCUGUUUUCUGAUUAGCUGUAUUGUUGUAAAAUUUGCAUUGCUGAUAAGGAAAAGAAGUGAUACUGAAAUGCCAGUGUUACAUUCUCCCGUGCCACAACGUAGUGUUAUUCUGGUGAGGCACUGUGCUCUGAUGUUGAGCUAGUUACAGUUUAGUUGAAAAUACUCUAUCCACUUAAGAAGUCCAGUUAUAGAUUUUCAGUAUUAACUUCUUGUGUUAAUGCAGCUUUGUGAAAGGGCAACAUGCACCUACAGCACUUAAGUGGAAUUUACUGUUAUUAGUAUAAAGCAUAUAUUAUAGCAACAGCAUAUGCUAUAGUACUCCAUAAUUAUUUUCUUGAGUCUUCAAGAAAGUUGCUUCUGUACGUCAGUCACAACUGGUUGCCCAAAAUGCUUCUACAGCAUAACUCAGGAGCUACUGAUUUGCAUAACAAAUUCUUGAGGGUUUUUUCUUUUUUUCUAUAUGCCACUUGAUUACUUACAUCAAAAAUAAGGGCAUUUUCAGUGAUUCCAAGGACCACAGACCACUGUCUUUUGACUUCUGUUUUUUGUUCUACCUUUUGAGCAACUGUAUUUGUAAAUCAGUUUUUGAGAGAAUGGUGACUUCCAUCUGUGAUGAAACAGUAGAAAAGUAGUGUCACAGGCACAAAGAAAACCAGUAUAUGAAACUGAAGACUUGACAAUUCAUUAGGUAAGAUAUAUACAAUAAUUCUAUAUGCAUUUGAAGCUGUAAGGCGAGGCUUUGUAAAAGAAAUUGAUGCAGAAAAUAAGUUGACUGUGUGGCUGGAAACUGUUUUAAGAAACAAAUUCUGUAACUGUGUGCAAAUGUCAAACUUCAUACUGUUUUCAUGGCUGGAAAACCAACUUGAAAUAAUUCAGGUCUAAGUUCCUGGCAUUUUUUCCUCUGAAAUGGAUUUUGUAUAAUGCCAAUAAAGCUUAUUUAUCCACUGAGAUUUUGAAAGAAAUAGAUAUGAGUACCUUAUUUGUUUUCCUUAAUACUGCCAUGUCUCAAUAAAAGUUUUACCUUGUUAUAAUGCCAA
Messenger RNA from Gallus gallus (chicken), 5381 nucleotides. It is a transcript of the gene CCDC170, whose product is annotated as coiled-coil domain containing 170. Gene Ontology annotation, molecular function: phosphatase activity. The transcript has 5 exons. Gene Ontology annotation, biological process: DNA damage response. The record is from RefSeq and is a predicted model, not a curated record. Bases 433 to 1401 code for a protein of 322 amino acids. Gene Ontology annotation, cellular component: nucleus; cytoplasm. NCBI's taxonomy places the organism in Eukaryota, Metazoa, Chordata, Aves, Galliformes, Phasianidae.